AUGGCACGUAGUAUUGCUGAAUCCUCCCUCAGCACACCGUCGGACACCUAUCUAUACUCCCUCGCACAGAAUGGCUCUACCUUCGCAACCAUCGGCUCAGACGACACUCUCCGCCUCUUCGAUCCAUCGCUCAAACUCCUCCACAAAGCCCCCUCGGCUCACACCGGCAUAUCGUGCCUCACAACAUUCUCCAAUGGUUUCGCCACUGCCGGUCGCGACAGCUUCAUUCGUACUUGGGACGCCCGCGCCCAGCGCGCUGGCAAUCAACUCCUGGCCGCGGUGAAUGGCGCUGGAAUCUCUGCGUUGGCAUGCCACGAUCACCUCAUCGCCGCUGGGACGGAGAGCGCGAAGGAAGGACUGGGCGAUGUGAGCGUGAUGCUGUUCGAUACUCGGAAUCCAGGAGCGCCGGUCAGGAGUUACGUGGAGUCACAUACCGACUCGAUUACGCAGCUUGCGUUCCAUCCUACUCAGCCGAACGUUCUAUUAUCUGGAAGCACGGAUGGGCUGAUCUCGCUGUUCGACGUCAACAUUGAGGAAGAAGAGGAUGCGCUGCAGCAGGUUCUCAACCCGAGGUCCGCUGUCCACUGUGCCGGCUUCCUAAGCGGGACGGAGGUGUAUGUGGUUACUACGGACGAGCACUUCUCCGUGCACUCCCUCAGCGAGAACGUGGCCGAAGACAGCAAAUCCGCGCUUGAUCUAGGCGAUGUGAGAGAGCGGCUGGGAUGCAUGUACGUGGUGGAUCUGAUCCCUGGCCCGCAGCCGGUGUUGGUGUGUGGGCACAACAACGACGAGAAGUUGUCGAUUGUGCAGCUGCAGGCGCAGAACGGAUGGGGUUUCGGGACGGCUAUUGACCUUGUCGGAGCGCAUGGAGACGAUGUGGUGAGGGAUGUUAUAGUGUUGAGUGAGGAUAUGAAGGCGGUUAGUUGUGGUGAGGAUGGGAGGGUGAAGGUUUGGGACCUGAGGAGUGCUGCGCCGAGGACUUAG
This is a messenger RNA of Saxophila tyrrhenica, 984 nucleotides long. RefSeq lists its product as uncharacterized. Lineage: Eukaryota; Fungi; Ascomycota; Dothideomycetes; Mycosphaerellales; Extremaceae. The coding region runs from base 1 to 984 and encodes 327 amino acids. Gene Ontology annotation, molecular function: protein binding. The record is from RefSeq and is a predicted model, not a curated record. The transcript has a single exon.